UUGCAACUAUGUAAAGUUGGCUACAGGAGAAUAUUUACGUCAGAUAAUUACAAAAUUGCGCCGCCGUGGUUCAGUGAUAUUGCGAUUCUAAUGGAUAAUGUUGAAGAUCAAUAUCUAACAGAUGAUGUAAUAUUGUUGGAUGUUAGUCGUAGGGCUAACGAUUACAUAAAUCUUGCGUCAAAAACAUUACGUGACGUGACAAUAUGUGUUCUUGAACUUACCCAUGAUCGUCUAAAAUAG
This is a messenger RNA of Ambispora gerdemannii, 240 nucleotides long. The record is from the annotation of a GenBank genome assembly. NCBI's taxonomy places the organism in Eukaryota, Fungi, Glomeromycota, Glomeromycetes, Archaeosporales, Ambisporaceae.